Molecule: messenger RNA, 984 nt
Organism: Olea europaea var. sylvestris
Lineage: Eukaryota; Viridiplantae; Streptophyta; Magnoliopsida; Lamiales; Oleaceae
Exons: 1
Cellular component (GO): membrane
Source: RefSeq, a predicted model, not a curated record
GAUAGAAACAAAGACAAGGAACAGGUUACCUACUCUUAACGGUCAAAGCGAGCCCCUUUAUUUUGAAUUCGUUAAUUCAGAAUGAAUCAAAUCUCCCCAAGCAGGAUUUGAACCUACGACCAAUCAGUUAACAGUCGACCGCUCUACCACUAAGCUACUGAGGAACAACGGGAGAUUAGAUCUCAUAGAAUUCAAUUCCCGUUCUUAACCCAUGACCAAUAUGAGCUCGAAGCUUCCUUCGUAACUACCGAAACUUCUUCGUAGUGGCUCUCUUCCAUGUCUCAUUUCAGAAGGAACCUCAAAGUGGCUCUAUUUCAUUAUAUUCCAUCCAUAUCUCAAUUCCAUUCAUUUAAUACCCCUUUGGUGUCAUUGACAUAACAGAUGUCGUUUCUAGUCUAUCUCUUUCUAUUUCUUUUCUAUAUAUAGAAAGUUCAAAAAUCAUCAUAUAAUAAUCCAGAAAUUGCAAUAGAAAAGAAAUAAGGGAGGUUUGUGAUGAUUUUUCAAUCUUUUCUACUAGGUAAUCUAGUAUCAUUAUGCAUGAAGAUAAUCAAUUCGAUCGUUGUGGUCAGACUCUAUUAUGGAUUUUUUACCACAUUCUCCAUAGGGCCCUCUUAUCUCUUCCUUCUUCGAGCUCAAGUUAUGGAAAAAGGAACCGAGAAGAAGGUAUCAUCAACAACUGGUUUUAUUACAUGAGAGCUUAUGAUGCUCAUAUCGAUCUAUUAUACGCCUCUGCAUCUAGCAUUGGGUAGACCUCAUCCAAUAAUUGCCCUAGCUCUACCAUAUCUUUUGUUCCAUUUCUUCUGGAACAAUCACAAACACUUUUUUGAUUAUGGAUCUACUACCAGAAAUUCAAUGCGUAAUUUCAGCAUUCAAUGUGUAUUCCUGAAUAAUCUCAUUUUUCAAUUAUUCAACCAUUUCAUUUUACCAAGUUCAAUGUUAGCCAGAUUAGUCAACAUUUAUAUGUUUCGAUGAAACAACAAGAUG